AUGAGUGAUGAAGAGAAUAUGAAGCAAUUCGAUCAUAGGCUUGCUAACAGACCACUAGSUCUGGUCAUCUUUGAAACUGGUCUUCUUGUCAUCAUAGCACUUGCAGCUYUUGUURGCAACACAUGUGUGUUGUAUGUGUUCUACAAGACACCACGUCUUCGCUCCGUUACAAGCUACUACAUUACAACGCUAGCUGUCUCUGAUGUGGUCGUGUCCAUAACAGCAAUGCCUACAUCUAUUGCAAUUUCAGUUUGUGAAUGCGAUGCCCUUGGUGUGCAACUAGGAGCAAUUGUCCAGUGCRUAAAUUCAGUUGCAAUCUUUGGUUCCUUACAGACAGUGCUUAUGAUAGCAAUUAACAGAUACUAUUGUGUCCUAAAACCGGACAAGGUUUCGGGAAUUAAUAUUGUCACCAAGUCCCUCAACACAACGUGUAGUACCAGUAGUAUCGUCAUGAGCUGUAUAAACCAAAUACCAGGAAAGAUGGUUUGUGGAGACAUUUGA
This is a messenger RNA of Exaiptasia diaphana, 501 nucleotides long. Its product is annotated as orexin receptor type 2-like. Gene Ontology annotation, cellular component: membrane. The record is from RefSeq and is a predicted model, not a curated record. Gene Ontology annotation, molecular function: G protein-coupled receptor activity. NCBI's taxonomy places the organism in Eukaryota, Metazoa, Cnidaria, Anthozoa, Actiniaria, Aiptasiidae. The transcript has 2 exons. Gene Ontology annotation, biological process: G protein-coupled receptor signaling pathway. Bases 1 to 501 code for a protein of 166 amino acids.